This is a messenger RNA of Nicotiana tabacum (common tobacco), 1414 nucleotides long. Lineage: Eukaryota; Viridiplantae; Streptophyta; Magnoliopsida; Solanales; Solanaceae. The record is from RefSeq and is a predicted model, not a curated record.
GCAAAUGAGAGAUGUAUUUAAAUCCUAAACAUUAUGCCUCCUUUUAUAGGGAAAAUUUCCCAAACAAAAGUGUCAACCACCGAUGUAGGAUAUUUGACAACUUCAACAUGUACAGAAUCAAACUGCCAAAUGGUCUUGCAGUUUGUUACAUAAGAUUUUACUUCUACAAUCUGGUAAUAUCUUUGGGGUAAUAGACCUUCAUCUCAUUUCAUGUAACACCAUUCAGUUUGUCAUAUGCCUCCAUGUCCUUAGUGCUAAAAUAUAUGGCAAGACAGCAUACGUGAAAUUAUUAUUAAUUAUUGCUGUGUUUACAUUUUUUCAUGUUAUUGAACGACAUUUUAUUUCUUCUUUGCUUGUACAAGAUCAUGUACUCCGAACUUUCACCACAUGGGCCACUGAAAUUGUAUCACUUCAUUGCAAUGGUUACAGUAGUAAUGAUAUUUCUCUCUCAAUUUCCAUCCUUCCACUCCCUAAGGCACAUCAACUUGGUGUCAUUGUUUCUUAGCUUGGGCUACACUUUUCUAGUUGUUGGCGCGUGUAUUAAUGCCGGUAAAUCAAAAAAUGCUCCUCCGAGAGAUUACUCCUUAGAAACCUCACAACUAUCACGGGUAUUUAGCGCUUUCACUUCUAUCUCCAUUAUUGCAGCUAUUUUUGGGAAUGGAAUACUACCCGAAAUACAGGCAACUCUCGCUCCACCAGCGACAGGAAAGAUGUUGAAAGGCCUUAUGUUGUGCUACUCUGUAAUUUUGGUUACUUUCUACUCUGCUUCUGUUUCUGGAUAUUGGGUAUUUGGAAACAAAGUCAAUUCAAACAUUCUCAAGAGUUUAAUGCCAGAUGAAGGACCUUCCUUGGCACCGACAUGGGUUUUAGGUCUUGCAGUCGUCUUUAUUCUUCUUCAGCUCUUUGCCAUUGGUUUGGUAUAUUCUCAAGUUGCUUAUGAAAUCAUGGAAAAGAAGUCAGCUGAUGCAAACAAGGCUGUCUUCUCUCCUCGAAACCUAAUCCCGAGGAUAAUCCUCAGAACGCUGUACAUGGCCCUUUGCGGAUUCUUUGCAGCUAUGCUGCCAUUCUUUGGUGACAUUAACGGCGUGGUAGGUGCCAUUGGUUUUAUUCCUCUUGAUUUUGUUCUCCCAAUGCUACUUUACAACAUGACUUUCAAACCAAAGAAGUCAUCAGUUAUCUAUUGGAUAAAUACUUCUAUAAUGGUUGUAUUCUCUGGUGCUGGACUUCUAGGAUCCUUUUCUUCUAUAAGGAAAUUGGUUCUAGAUGCCAAUAAAUUUAAGCUUUUUAGUAGUGACAUUGUUGAUUAACCUCUUUGUUUAGAUGAUAACUGUAUACUAAUUUGAUCAGACAUAUGUAUGGAAGCUGUACGCAAAUCUGUAUUUCACGAAGUAGCUAUCUAGUCUUUGCAUAACCA